AUGGCUCAGAAGACACAGCACUACACAGACAUCUGCUUCUCCAUGCUCAAGCUGACCACGCCCACCAAGGGAGAGCCCAACCACCUGGUGUCUGGCACCAUGAGCAGUAUCACAUCACUCUGUUUCCCUGGCCAGCUCAACAUCAACCUGGUGAAAGCUGACUGUGAACAUGGUGCCUUUCCCAUGCGAUAUUCCUUCAUACCCUGCUUUGCCCCCACCUCACAGCCCUGGGAAGUCAACAGUACAGUGCUCCUAACAGUGCCCAAGCUCACACAGCAUAUAUUCAAUGCUAAGAACAUGACCACCUGUGAACCACACCAUGGCCGCUACCUGAUCAUGGUCAUUGUCUUUCGGGACCCAAUGUCCACGAAGGAGGUGGACAAGUAGAUGCUUUCCAUCCAAAACAAGAACAGUAGUUACUGUGUAGAGUGGAUCCCCAACAACAUCAAGGUGACCAUGUGUGACAGCCUACCCUGGGGCCUGAAGAUGGCCUCCACCUUCAUUGGCAACAACACUGUGCAUCCAGAUGUGCUAUUCAAGAGCAUCUCAGAGCAGUUCUUAGCCAUGUUCCACCACAAGGCCUUCAUGCACUGGUUCUCAGGUGAAGGAAUGGGUGAGCUGAAGUUCACCACAGCUGAGAGUAACAUAAAUGACCUGGAGUUCAAGCAUCAGGAAUACCAGCAUGCCGCGGUCAAAGACAGGGAAGAGGCUUUUGAAAAUGAUGAAGAAAAGAUCAAUGGGGGUCUUAGGAUGCUGUGGUACACACCUGCUCUAUACUCAGCCCUGGUAUGGGAAUGGUGCCCUACCUAA
Molecule: messenger RNA, 810 nt
Organism: Peromyscus californicus insignis
Lineage: Eukaryota; Metazoa; Chordata; Mammalia; Rodentia; Cricetidae
Product: tubulin beta chain-like
Biological process (GO): microtubule cytoskeleton organization; mitotic cell cycle
Cellular component (GO): microtubule; cytoplasm
Molecular function (GO): GTP binding; structural constituent of cytoskeleton; GTPase activity
Source: RefSeq, a predicted model, not a curated record